AUGCAGUUUCGAAAAGAUGCAUAUGACACUCCUUUUUGCUGCUGCUUGUCGGAGGGCUGGGCUGUAUCCGAUAAACGCGAUAGCUCUGAGCAGCGUCUUACGACAGAUCACACCCGCCAUGGCAACUGGACCGAGUUCGAUUGCAAGCACCCACUAAUCACAGAUGCACUUAACUACACGCCCUCUGAGAAAUGGAAGGGCCUGAACGCAGACGCUGCGUGGGGGGAUGUUGUCAGAAUCUGGAAGGAUACCGACCGUUACAGAAGGAUCAAAUUCAUGGAAUCAAUCAGAGCUACCCUCACUACAGGGGAUGGCGCCAGCUGUGGAGUAAUUGACUCUGAUGGAUGUGUCCCAUUAGACUGUCCAAACGGUGCUAAUGGACCGAUAUCGGGUCCCGCGGCGCAGCUUAUCUGGAAUUCGCUGGCCCAAGUUCAUCAAGAAUACAAAUAUCAUUAUGAAAACCUGCAUUUAGGCGUCGCGGUACCCAGCGAGGUUGUUGAGGAUUUCGAGGAUCAAUUUCUGUCGGUUAUUCCACGGCACAACGAAAGUUGGCCCUUGUUGCUUGCUGAACUGACAACCCUCGGAUACCUUUCGACUGCCGGGUCGCUUUACAAGAGGCUUCAAUAUUACGAUGCGAAGGACAGUGCUCUAUACAACGCCAAGAACACCACUGUUGAUAUCAUCGAGCAAGAUGUUACCAUUGCAAGAAACCUUUCGGCCAGCGUCUAUACCCCUCCAUUGCCGGAGACAGAAGAUACCUUCUCUGGCUAUAUGAGCCAGCUGUUCAGCGGAGCCGAUGAGUCGCUUGAGAUCCUGUGGGGCAUUAUUUCCAAUGGAAAGCUCAUCAGCGGCAAGGGCAAAGAAAGACUUCCCGAGGACCUUGACUCUGCCAAUUACCUGCACGAAACGUUAAAACAAAACGUUGCUAAAUCAUUCUUUGGUUAUUUAAUUCCCGCCAUCUGGCAUCUAUCCAAAACGUAUGCCUUUGUCAUUGACUCGGGUUACGGGUGCUCUGAAGACAACAGGCUCAGCCAUUACAUCGACAGAGUUACCGCGAAUGCAACGGGUGUGUGUGUUGAUGAAAAGCAAUACUACCUCGUGUAUCCAGACGGUGAUUCCAGAACAUGCCAUUGUCAGGUUAUGACCGGUAGAGGCCCUUGCCAGCUGGGUUGCACAAACAACAAAUUCUCGGCACCUCCGGGACUAGACUCGCUGGGCACCAUAUACAGAAAGUUUGGAGGCAUCACCAAGGAGGAUCUGGUCGAGGGUUCCGUCCGCACAUGGUUUGAAAAUGUCAAGGAGAAUGGCGGGCUCGCAGAUCCUACCAACAAAGAAACCAUCGAUGACCUGCUGGACGGCAACAUUACGACCCCUGGAUUCAUACGGAUCCCAGUCUGUAGCCCCGAACGAGCAUUUCAAUCCUGGGACACUGCCAAGCCAGGCUCCAGUGAAUUCUAUCCCUGCGACAUCCCGCCCGGAAGAGACACUUGCCAGGAGUCAACAUUUGAAGACCAGAUCACCGACGCAUCGCCGAGCAUCGAUGACUGCCUCACUAUCAUCGAGAAUAUCGAGGGCGAUGGCACCAGUGAUUGGACACACUGGGUGGUUGGCAUGCCACAUCGUGAGAUUCUGUGGGCCGGAACUUGUGCAUUUGGCGUUGAAGCUACAAAGGUUCACGGCAAUGUUGACUUCGUGGUCGGGGGACAGGAUGUUAUCGAUAUUAUCAAUGAGUCUGUCAAGCGGUUUGGUCGAGAUGGAAAGGUCGGAGCCAAGGGAGAAAUGAACUGCAAUGGUAAUAUCAGACAGCAGCCGGUUCUCUGGGGCAUAUAUCAUACGAAGUAG
This is a messenger RNA of Aspergillus steynii IBT 23096, 1842 nucleotides long. RefSeq lists its product as uncharacterized. NCBI's taxonomy places the organism in Eukaryota, Fungi, Ascomycota, Eurotiomycetes, Eurotiales, Aspergillaceae. The transcript is spliced from 3 exons. Bases 1 to 1842 code for a protein of 613 amino acids. The record is from RefSeq and is a predicted model, not a curated record.